UUUGGACUAAGGUUUAAAUACUUCCAUUUUGUUUUUACAUCUCUAUAUCACUCUACAAUCCUGAUCGGCACCACUAUGCCUGUUCCAAUGCACACUAUGGAUAUGGAGACGAUACUAUGUGAACAGAGGGAGCCGCGGGAGUUCAAUCUCCGCCAUGCUCCUCGUAACACCUCAGCAUUGCAUGCAGCAUUAGACCAAGUAGUUGCACCUAACCGUAUGAAUAUACAAUUGGACAGUGAUAGCGACGUACAUAGAGACGAAUCUAAUACACGAAACAGACCUGUAUCAUUCAAUACACAAUCGACCACAGAUCAUGGUUUACAUAGACAACCCCGAGAUGAGAGUAUACACGUGCUUCCACAUCCAAGACGUGGGGAUUUGGAGUGCGAUGAUAUGAUCGAUUUGAGUGCAGCUGAAGAAGAGGACAUAUCGCGCGAUAUCAUACUUGCAGUAUCGUCAGGUCCUGGUACACAUAACAAUAGGAGGCAGACUUUCCGAGUGGGCGAGAACCUGGAGAGACAAAGUUACACACACUAUACCAUCACAUCUGAAGAAGAGCGGGCUUGGAACGAUUCAAGUGUACAGCAGAGUGCAUUUGCGUUCUUAUCGUCAUUACGAGGGCGGAGAUUGGCCUCAGAGCUGCCUGAAGAGUUACAAGAUAUGACUAUACACAGCCCCGGAAGUGGCAGACAUACUGAGGAUAAUGAGGUGGAUAUAGCACACCAUGUUGCAUUCAAUCCGUCUGUAGUCAGCGGACGGCAAAGCCACCAAGACGCACCGGAAGAUGUCGAAGAGUGUUCGGCACAAAUUGCAGAGUAUACUGAAUUAGACAGUACGGAGAGCAACACAGGUAUGGCUGCAAAUGGGGCAUACGAUUCUGUGGUGCAUGCGACGGCUAUGCGUAAUGCUCUGGGGCUCAGUUCGAACAAUGGCGUGUGCAUGAUGGAGGAGGUCGUGGUUGGUGAGAGACCGGCCUCGGCUAUAAAUAGAAGAGGCGCGAACGGCGGUGGCGGCCAGCGACAGAGGAGGAGUGCGGGACAAAGAGCUGCAGCGAGACCGCCGGUGGUGGCGCUGUCACAUUUAAUGGAUGACGAAGACGAGUAGAAUAUGCCGAAUAUACGACAAAUAAUUAAAUCAUGAAGACCCACAUUUUAAAAGCG
Molecule: messenger RNA, 1160 nt
Organism: Sphaeroforma arctica JP610
Lineage: Eukaryota; Ichthyosporea; Ichthyophonida
Exons: 2
Coding region: 76-1104 (342 amino acids)
Source: RefSeq, a predicted model, not a curated record